UACUCGGUGUAGCGGGUGAUCUUCAGGAUGGCGACCCCUCUAACGGACCAGGAGAAGCGCAAGCAGAUCAGCAUCAGGGGGAUCGUAGGUGUGGAGAAUGUGGCGGAGCUGAAGAAGGGUUUUAACCGGCACCUGCACUUCACGCUCGUGAAAGACAGGAACGUCGCAACGCCGCGCGAUUAUUAUUUCGCGCUCGCGCACACGGUGCGUGAUCACCUGGUGGGCCGCUGGAUACGCACUCAGCAGUUCUACUAUGAAACCGACCCAAAGCGUGUAUAUUACCUGUCUUUGGAGUUCUACAUGGGUAGAGCUCUCCAGAACACCAUGAUUAACCUGGGCCUGCAGAAUGCCUGCGAUGAGGCUCUCUACCAGUUGGGGCUGGAUAUGGAGGAUCUGGAAGAGAUGGAAGAAGAUGCUGGAUUGGGCAACGGAGGCCUGGGAAGAUUAGCAGCUUGUUUUCUGGACUCCAUGGCGACUCUGGGUCUGGCUGCUUAUGGAUAUGGGAUCCGUUAUGAGUAUGGAAUCUUCAACCAGAAAAUCAAAGAUGGCUGGCAGGUUGAGGAGGCAGAUGAUUGGUUGAGGUACGGUAACCCUUGGGAAAAGGCCCGUCCUGAGUUCAUGCUGCCAGUACAUUUCUACGGCCGCUUAGAGGAGGGGGAGGGGGCGGAGCCAAAGUGGGUUGACACCCAGGUGGUUUUGGCUAUGCCGUAUGACACGCCAGUUCCUGGUUACAUGAACAACACCGUGAACACUAUGCGUCUUUGGUCCGCACGAGCACCCAAUGAUUUCAACCUGCGGGACUUUAAUGUAGGCGACUAUAUUCAGGCAGUUCUGGACCGUAACUUAGCAGAAAACAUUUCACGUGUGCUCUAUCCAAACGACAAUUUUUUUGAAGGGAAGGAGCUACGUUUGAAGCAGGAAUAUUUUGUGGUGGCUGCGACUUUGCAAGAUGUGAUUCGCCGCUUUAAGACUUCAAAGAGGAACUGCUCUGCACGGUUGUCAUUUGACAGCUUUCCUGAUAAGGUUGCCAUCCAGCUGAAUGAUACUCAUCCUGCUAUGGGCAUCCCUGAGCUGAUGAGGAUAUUUGUGGACAUUGAGAGACUGGAUUGGGACACAGCCUGGGAUAUUACUAAGCAAACAUUUGCCUACACCAACCACACAGUUCUGCCUGAGGCUCUGGAGCGCUGGCCGGUUGAACUGAUGGAGAAACUUUUACCCCGACACCUGCAGAUCAUUUACAAGAUCAACCAAACACACCUUGAUCAUAUAGCGUCUCUGUUUCCAGACGAUCUGGACCGAAUCUGCAGGAUGUCACUGAUCGAGGAGGGAGGAGGGAAGAGAGUGAACAUGGCUCAUCUCUGCAUCGUGGGAUCACACAAAGUGAAUGGAGUCGCAAAGAUUCACUCUGACAUCAUAAAAACAGAUGUAUUCCGAGACUUCAGUGAGUUGGAACCAGAGAAGUUUCAAAAUAAAACAAACGGCAUCACACCGCGACGCUGGCUGCUGCUCUGCAACCCUGGACUCGCUGAUCUGAUCGCAGAGGCUAUCGGUGAAGAUUACGUGAAAGAUCUGACUCAGCUGGAAAAGCUGAAUGAUCUGGUUGAUGAUGAUGCUUUUAUCAGAGAUUUAGCCAAAGUCAAACAGGAUAACAAGCUGAAAUUUGCACAUUACUUGGAGAAGCUGUACGACGUGGACAUAAAUCCUGCAUCCAUGUUUGACGUUCAUGUGAAAAGAAUUCAUGAAUACAAACGACAGCUUCUUAACUGCCUCCACGUCAUCACCAUGUAUAACCGCAUCAAGAGAAACCCCACCAAACCCUUUGUACCACGGACUGUGAUCAUCGGGGGCAAGGCUGCUCCUGGAUAUCACAUGGCAAAGAUGAUAAUUAAGUUGAUCACCUCUGUCGCUGAUGUCGUCAAUAACGAUCCUGUGAUUGGCCGUAAACUGAAGGUCAUUUACCUGGAGAACUACAGGGUGUCACUGGCAGAGAGGGUGAUCCCAGCUACUGACCUGUCAGAGCAGAUCUCCACUGCAGGAACGGAGGCGUCUGGAACAGGAAACAUGAAGUUCAUGUUGAAUGGGGCGCUGACUAUCGGCACUAUGGAUGGUGCCAACGUGGAGAUGGCAGAGGAAGCCGGAGAAGAAAACCUUUUCAUCUUUGGCAUGAGAGUGGAAGAUGUAGCAGAAAUGGAUAAAGAAGGCUAUGAUGCAUUAGAGUAUUAUGAGAGUCUUCCUGAGCUGAAACAGGCCAUAGAUCAAAUUAAAAGUGGCUAUUUUUCACCGAAACAGCCGGAGAUGUUCAACGACAUCAUCAACAUGCUGUUCCAUCAUGAUCGGUUUAAAGUUUUCGCAGAUUAUGAGUCUUAUGUCCAGUGCCAAGAUAGAGUCAGCGCUCUCUAUAAGGAUCAGAAACAAUGGACUCAGAUGGUAAUUAAGAACAUUGCAGCUUCUGGAAAGUUCUCCAGUGACCGUACCAUUACAGAGUACGCCACUGAGAUCUGGGGAGUGGAACCCACUGACCUGAAGAUUCCUCCACCCAGCGAACCACGCGAAGUUCUGGAGGAAACAGCUCGCGCCCUGCGCAAAAUCUAAACACAUAUAUGCAGAGUGCCAUAGGAUCACUUGUUACAGUUGUUACCAUGGCUACUUAUCAUAGUAUGAACCUAGUUUUCUAUUCUUUCUUAGUUAAACAGGUUCUUCAGUCCCUUAGUUUUUGCUUUCAAAACUAUUUUUUUUUUUUUUUUAUGAACUAAUGCCACAUUUAUCUUGCAAAUAUCUAAACUAAUGCAUUACUUGUAAAGAGCUAGAAUAAAUCUCGUGUUUUAAUGGA
Messenger RNA from Myxocyprinus asiaticus (Chinese sucker), 2830 nucleotides. RefSeq names its product glycogen phosphorylase, liver form-like. Gene Ontology annotation, biological process: glycogen catabolic process. Gene Ontology annotation, cellular component: cytoplasm. The transcript is spliced from 20 exons. Lineage: Eukaryota; Metazoa; Chordata; Actinopteri; Cypriniformes; Catostomidae. The coding region runs from base 28 to 2592 and encodes 854 amino acids. The record is from RefSeq and is a predicted model, not a curated record. Gene Ontology annotation, molecular function: pyridoxal phosphate binding; glycogen phosphorylase activity.